Messenger RNA from Kockovaella imperatae, 892 nucleotides. RefSeq names its product cytochrome oxidase complex assembly protein 1-domain-containing protein. The transcript has 8 exons. Lineage: Eukaryota; Fungi; Basidiomycota; Tremellomycetes; Tremellales; Cuniculitremaceae. Gene Ontology annotation, cellular component: mitochondrial inner membrane. The coding region runs from base 100 to 864 and encodes 254 amino acids. Gene Ontology annotation, biological process: mitochondrial respiratory chain complex IV assembly. The record is from RefSeq and is a predicted model, not a curated record.
UUCGGCUCGACAUUUCGUCAGAUCAUUCACUAUUGAUCUAUCUACCGGCAAUCACUCCAUCGAUCCCUGCAAUUGCCUGGUUCCUCCCUCCCACUCACCAUGCUAUCACGGUCAUUCGUCCAAUCUCAGCGUCUGCUAUCCCGCGGACUGAUCACACCUGCCCCAUGUCGAUCCUUCGCGGCACACCCUCGGAAACCACUGGAAUCGACAACCUUUUCAGAUAAAUCGUCACCUCGAGAAGUGUACGAAAGACCAGAAACGAGUCGUGGGAUGCCACCUGAGGGAGCGCCUUCAUUCUCGAAAAGAGCUAUCGAAGGGGAUGAUUCCAAGGAGAUGACGCUGGAAGAAGCUUUCAGUGGUCCUUCGAGACCGAGAUUGGUGUACGCUGUCCCUUCGCGAAAGACCAAAGAGCUGCCGAGGCUUGGGACCAAAGUGCCUCUAUACAUACUCCUCGGCACACUUGGACUGUCAGCCUGGGGCAUAUUCUUGUUAUACGCUACCAAUGCGGAACGUCUCGCAUCAUCCGCCAUGCGUAGUGUCCAAUUCCAUCUCCGCCACUCCCCAGAUGUCAGCGCUUUGUUGGGCAAGCGCGUGAGGCUGGAAGAGCCGCCAUGGUUCAUCGGUGACCCUUGGAUUUCUGGCACCGUCAAUACCAUGCAAGGUCGGAUCGAUCUCAGCUUCAGGGUACGAGGCGACGACGCAUCGGGAACCAUCUACUUUACGUCAAUCCGACCUCACCAAGGCGACCCAUGGCGAAUCCUACGAUAUAAACUGAUCACGGACUCUGGAACGACCGUUCGACUAGAAGACAAGAUCGAACGGAUCACUGACAACUCUGCUGUGGAAAAGCAGCUCUCAUUAUGAACCCAUGCACUAUGCAUCCUUGACUCUA